Messenger RNA from Ambispora gerdemannii, 201 nucleotides. NCBI's taxonomy places the organism in Eukaryota, Fungi, Glomeromycota, Glomeromycetes, Archaeosporales, Ambisporaceae. The record is from the annotation of a GenBank genome assembly.
AUGGUUUAUAAACUUAGAAAAGAAGUGGGUCAAAGUAUUGAGAAACUCAAUUUGAUUGCGAUACGCUUAAUUAAUGAAAGUGAAAAAUCAGAUCUUCGAUUAGCAGCUCAAACUGUCAUGGCAACGUCAAUAGAAACGACACGUCAAUGUGCUGUUGUAAUAGUGGCUUUACUUAUCUAUAUGGAGAGAUUCAUACUGUAG